This is a messenger RNA of Lolium perenne, 1583 nucleotides long. RefSeq lists its product as uncharacterized. Gene Ontology annotation, molecular function: protein binding. Lineage: Eukaryota; Viridiplantae; Streptophyta; Magnoliopsida; Poales; Poaceae. The record is from RefSeq and is a predicted model, not a curated record.
UAGGCGACACACCUUAGCACGUCUCGGCUCGACACCACGCCGCUCAACCGGAAGGAAGGAGCGGCGCCGGCACCUGAGGUCCUGAGCCGCCACGGCGGCGGCGAUCGACGGCUUCUCCUCCACCUCCUCUGAUUUGUCUGAUUGGCGGCACCGCGGCAGUGCUCAGCGAGAGCUCAGAUCAGGAGGGGAAUUAGACGAUGGAUGCCGCCGAGGAGACUACCCAACUGGAGAAGAGACCACGUGUGGAUGUCGACGCACUAGGGCAUUCCCUGGCGCAGGCGGCCACCGUAGCCAAGGUUCUCGAUGACGACAACCUCCUCAGGGAGAUCAUCGUCCGUGUUGGCUUCCCCACCACCCUCGUCCGUGCAGCCCUUGUCUGCAAGCGCUGGCUCGGGCUUGCCUCCGACCCCAAGUUCUUAAGCCAUUUCCGCAAGCUCCACCCACCCCGCCUCCUUGGCUACUACAUAACCGAGCGGUCGGUUUUGAAUGGGCAGCUACAUGCUCCACGCUUUGUCCCGAUGCUGCCUCAACCCCCAGAGCUCACCGCUGUCAUUCGCCGCUUAGAGAGGUACAACUUCCGCGCCCACAUGAUCUUGCAUUGCCGGAACGGCAGCAUCUUCACCAAGCGCCGCAGCGGAGCAAAAAGGACACAUGGCGUGCACCGCCCACUAUGUGCUGAGAAAGUCAUCCAAAUCAUCCGGCCACUACCCCCCGCCCUGGACCAUAAUUACUACAAAUUCAUUGCAGUGUUCUCCAAAGAAGAAGGGAGCGGAUUGUCCUACUUGUAUAUGCUAGCAGGAAAGUCUACGGCGCAAGUAUAUAUGUUGCAAGAUGGAGCCUGGCGCAUGCAUACCUCGGCCUCAUGCCUCCAUGGUGAGCAUUUUGGCUCAAAUGCUCUGCUCGUCGACAACAAAAUUUAUGUGCCGACCGCCAGUGGUGACAACAUUAUAGUCUGGGAUUUGACGACCUCAAGUUUCUCCACAAUUCAGCUCCCACCAGGAGUGAAGUAUCGGAACUUUUUGAGUAUGUUCUCACGGGCAGAUGAUGCUUCCAGUGUAUAUCUCAUCCACGUCGAGAAGUUGCAACUAGCCGUCUGGCUCCACAAGGGGGACAAUUGGUUCCUGGUUGAUACCAUUUGUUUACGUGAGAUGCUUGAUACUUUGGGGAAAGCAGGUCAUAUUCUUGAGAAUGAGCGCGCUUAUAAUGUGCUGAUAACGCAAGUGGGAGACAAUGGCCAGUUUGUAUUCUUACAGAUGUGCCACUGCAUAUUCUACUUGGAUAUUAAGUGCAGGACAAUGUGUAAAGUGUAUAAGAACACGAGGCUUGAUACAUGGGCUAGUUCUAUCCAUCCUUUCAUGAUGAUUUGGCCUCCCACAUUCCCUGCCAUCAAGGACGACCCUGCCAGGAAGCUUUCGGAUGGUUAGUGAAAGUUUGGGCGCCAUCAAGGAAGGGCAGAGAGCUGUGUUUUCUAAGUACCAGUUACUUAUAAUUGUGUUCACUGUCACUUGUACUGGAUAAUUAUGAUACCAUGUAACCGGACCAGGUACUCUUAUGAUAAAUAUAAGUCCUAUAUAUCAUGACCA